GAUCCGUGGACACCAAGAAUAUCUGUCUGGUGGAAAGCAGCUAUUGCUGACGAACAGCCAUCUAAAUUGAUUCAUUGUUCCUUGUGAUCAGUGUGUGACUUGAGGGUUUGAUAUUCGUCUUAAAUUGCUCCAAAAGAGUCCAAGAGGUCCACAAAAGCUGAAGCACUCUUCGAGUUGAUGGGGGCCUGGUAAAUCACGGGUCCCUUUCGUCAGGGACCAAACCUGGCGGCUCUGUCAUGAGGGACGGUGACAUUCCGACAAUCUUCAAUCCGCGUCGAGUUCGGACGCCUAGCGUCGUGGUAACAGGGGAUGAACAACCUCGAGGCAGCGUUCCAAACGGGCCGUUCAAUAGUUCCGCACGUAUUCAGCACACAGACUCAGUUACCGACAGUCAACAGGAGGCUGAGCUGUCUUCUAGCAGUGGUGCCCUGCACAAGCUGAAGAGUUGUAGGAAUUCAUGCUGCUCUGAAUCACUGCGGAAGUUCACCAAUAAAGGAUGUUCAUCUUUCAUUAUAGUUACCGACAGUCAACAGGAGGCUGAGCUGUCUUCUAGCAGUGGUGCCCUGCACAAGCUGAAGAGUUGUAGGAAUUCAUGCUGCUCUGAAUCACUGCGGAAGAUUUACUUUGGAGUGUGUGUAACCAUUUGUGUGACUGCUUCCUGGGUUGGUGCUACCCACUGCAUCAAGUACCUCUACCUCCAUCGAUCUGUUCCUAACACGGGCUAUUCAAAUAACAGCAACACACUGCACCACCACAUUGCUGUGUCCUACAAUGCUCCAUUCUUUACCACGUGGUUCUGUACAAACUGGACAGUCCUCUUCUUUCCACUUUAUUUCAUCUGUUGCCUGAUAUCAACCAAGUGUGAGUCACCUGGAAACAUCCUGCGGGAAAGUGUGAGGAAUUUCAGAGACAAGGGCUUUACUGCAGCUCGAUUUCUGACUCGCUGCAGUCUCUUCUGUCUCCUAUGGGUUGCAACAAACUACAUGUACAUCCACUCACUGCGGAUACUUUUAGCCACUGAUGUAAUGGCUUUGUUUGCCACAAAUGUGUCCUCUGUGUAUUUGCUGUCAUGGGUGAUCCUUCAUGAACAAUUUGUUGGUGUCAGGAUCGUGGCUGUGAUCCUGUGUGACACGGGUAUAGCACUGUUUGCCUACAUGGAUGGCAUCACUGGCAGUCCAACACUGGGAGGAGUGGUAUUGGCUGCUGGUGCAGCUGCGGGUUCUGCUGUAUAUAAGGUUUUAUUCAAGAAGGUAAUUGGAGAAGCCAGUUAUGGCCAAGUAUCUCUAUUUUUCUCACUAAUUGGCCUCUUUAAUGCUGCACUUCUGUGGCCUGUCUGCCUGGUGCUUUACUUCACGAGAGUGGAGACCCUGCACUGGGAGCAGCUGCCAUGGCCAGUGCUGCUUGCAGCUAGUGGACUUUCACUAGCUGCUAACCUCCUGGGGAACUUCAGUGUGGCAGUGACCUAUGAUUUGUUUAUCACCCUUGGCCUCAUCACAGCUGUUCCAGUUUCUGCAGCUUUAGAUGUGGUACUGUAUGGUGCCCAUUUUGUGGGCAUGAAACUGGCCGGGAUGAUUCUCAUAGCUGUAGGCUUCUUCUUGGUUAUGUUUCCAGACAACUGGCCUGACUACAUCACACGUCUUUUGCGAAACAUCAUCAUGUUGAGUCACAGUGCAAGGUGGAGUCGUCGUAAUCGCCAUGGUGUCCAAGGAAGCCAGAGGCGUGACAUUGUGGACUACAGAACAGGUUACAUUAGAUCACACCUCCGUUCUCCAUCAGGAAGGGUGAGAUGACCCGACCCAGGCCACAGCAUCACCGAUCUUGACCUAUGAUGUCACUUUCAGAAUCUUAGAUUAUUUCAGGAUGAAGUGAAUAAGUGCUAUUAGAUUUGGUGAGAUAAUCUGACCCCAUUUGAUAACUGAAAAGUAGCCAUCAGUAGCUAGGUAGUAUCACCAUCAGUUGAAAUAGUAUGGUGAAAACUGUCACAUUCACCUUGACUUCUCUACCUUGUGGCUGAAAAAACAUGGUGUCUAUAAAUGUGCCGUGAUCACAAGUGAGAGUCAAACUAAUGGUUAUCAUUCAGUGAACUCUAACCCUACGACUAUAUUCUGACUAGUUUUUAGAACCAUUUUAAUGACAUCACAAUCUAUAUUCAAAGAGCAGAUUAUAGCAUACGUCCUCUACCCUCAUGCACUUCAGAGAAAUUCAGAAGUUUCACCAAUUCCUGAAAACUAAACUAACUACAGUUAACAUUUUUCAGCUGCAGUCCAGCUGGUCAUGUGUUGCAGUAGCUUAUUGCUACACUUAAAUCACACCUAAGUUACAAUCUGGCCAGCAGCCUCUCAGCACAGGAAUUUAAACCCUCUUUUCUCAUACAACUCAGUUCAAGAACUGAAAAUAGUCUUAACAUUAUU
This is a messenger RNA of Zootermopsis nevadensis, 2411 nucleotides long. NCBI's taxonomy places the organism in Eukaryota, Metazoa, Arthropoda, Insecta, Blattodea, Termopsidae. The record is from RefSeq and is a predicted model, not a curated record.